AUGGAUAUCCGCGGGGCGGUUGCUGACGACCCCACAAACCUCAUCGCUGCCAAGGCAGCCGAGGUGCGGGCCAACCUGGUGAACUGGCAGUCCUACCUGCAGAGUCAGAUGAUUUCAGCAGAAGACUGCGAGUUCAUUAAGAAGUUUGAAGUGGCCAACUCUGAGGAGAAACAGGUCAUUCUGACCAACGAGGGACAUCAGUGUGCCAAGACCUUUCUGAACCUGAUGGCCCACAUCUCCAAAGUGCAGACAGUCCAAUACAUCCUGACUCUGAUUGAUGACACCCUGCAGGAGAACCAUCAGAGGGUGAACAUCUUCUUCGACUACGCCAAAAAGACGAAGAACACCGCCUGGUCAUGUUUCCUUCCGAUGCUCAAUCGUCAGGACCUGUUUACUGUCCACAUGGCUGCAAGGAUCAUCGCGAAGCUGGCUGCGUGGGGCAGUGAUCUGAUGGAGGGAAGUGAUCUGAACUACUAUUUUAACUGGAUAAAAAGUCAGCUCAGUUCACAGAACCUACAUGGUACAGGUCCAGAAUCAAGCUCAGGAGCAGGAACAAUUUCCCCCAGUGAAAGCUCUCAGAAUGUCCAGUGUGUGGCUGGGUGCCUUCAGCUGAUGCUGAGAGUGAAUGAGUAUAGGUUUUCCUGGGUGGAGGCUGAUGGGGUCAACUGCAUUACAGCGGUGCUGAGCACCGAAUGUGGCUUCCAGCUCCAGUACCAGAUGAUCUUCUGUGUUUGGCUCCUGGCCUUCAGUCCUCAGCUCUGUGAGCAUCUGAGACGCUACAACGUAGUGCCAGCCCUGUCCGACAUCCUCCAGGAGUGUGUCAAGGAGAAGGUCAACCGAAUCAUCCUGGCUGCCUUCAGGAAUCUCCUCGAGAAGUCGUCCGAGCAGGAGACUCAUCAGGAGUACGCUUUGGCGAUGAUUCAGUGCAAGGUGCUGAACCAGCUUGAGAACCUUGAGCACCAGAAGUAUGAUGACAAGGACAUCACGGACGACAUCAAAUUCCUGCUGAAGAAGCUGGGAGACAGCAUGCAGUAUCUGAGCUCAUUGAUGAGGUACAAAUAUGAAAUCAGGUCCGGACGCCUGGAAUGGAGUCCGGUGCACAAGUCUGAGGAGUUCUGGCGUGAGAAUUCCUUCCGUCUGAACGAGAACAACUACGAGAUGCUCAAGAUCUUGACGAGGCUGUUGGAGGUGUCUGAUGAUCCUCAGGUCAUAGCGAUUGCGGCUCACGACAUUGGAGAGUAUGUGCGACAUUACCCACGCGGCAAACGGGUGAUCGAGCAGCUGGGUGGAAAACAACUGGUGAUGAAUCACAUGUUCCACAAGGACCAGCUGGUCCGUUACAACGCCCUGUUGGCUGUGCAGAAGCUGAUGUUCCACAACUAUGUCCAUAAGGAUACUCCAGCCAGCACCCUGCCGCCUCAGCCUGCCUUCUGA
Molecule: messenger RNA, 1434 nt
Organism: Limanda limanda (common dab)
Lineage: Eukaryota; Metazoa; Chordata; Actinopteri; Pleuronectiformes; Pleuronectidae
Product: V-type proton ATPase subunit H-like
Exons: 14
Coding region: 1-1434 (477 amino acids)
Biological process (GO): proton transmembrane transport
Cellular component (GO): lysosomal membrane; vacuolar proton-transporting V-type ATPase, V1 domain
Molecular function (GO): proton-transporting ATPase activity, rotational mechanism
Source: RefSeq, a predicted model, not a curated record